Messenger RNA from Striga asiatica, 997 nucleotides. The record is from the annotation of a GenBank genome assembly. Lineage: Eukaryota; Viridiplantae; Streptophyta; Magnoliopsida; Lamiales; Orobanchaceae.
ACGCAGCCGACCCAAUACCCCCAAAUGUCUUUUUAUUUCUUGUUUUUCUUCUCUACUCAAAAAAAUUAUUCACGCAAUUGAUGGUCGGUUUGUAUCAUAAUGAAAAAUUGAAGUCAUCAAUGGAGGUCACCGGGGCCCUCUCCUUCCCUCUAUUCUCCUCUAUUAAUACCCUCACAACACCAGCUCGAGCUCAUAUACACUUUCUACUCAUUUAUCUCUCUCUUUAAGAGUUGUUGAAUUUUCUAAUUUCUGGUUUUGGUACUUGUGAGAGUGAAUGAUGGAGAACAAAGAGGAGGACGUGCGAGUCGGGGCCAACAAAUUCUCCGAGAGGCAGCCGAUCGGGACGGCAGCGCAGAGCGAGGACAGGGACUACAAGGAACCGCCUCCGGCGCCUCUGUUCGAGCCUGGGGAGCUGACCUCGUGGUCGUUUUACCGAGCCGGGAUAGCCGAGUUCAUAGCCACUUUCCUCUUCCUCUACAUCACUAUCCUGACGGUGAUGGGAGUUAGCAAGUCCGAAUCCAAGUGCUCCACGGUUGGGAUACAGGGCAUCGCCUGGGCUUUUGGCGGCAUGAUAUUUGCCCUUGUCUACUGCACAGCCGGGAUCUCUGGUGGUCACAUUAAUCCGGCAGUGACAUUUGGGCUGUUCCUGGCCAGAAAACUGUCUCUGACCCGGGCAGUUUUCUAUAUGGUGAUGCAGUGUUUGGGGGCCAUCUGUGGUGCUGGUGUGGUGAAGGGCUUCGGUCAGAGGCUUUACCAGAGCAAUGGUGGAGGGGCGAACGUGGUGGCCCACGGAUACACCAAGGGCUCUGGCCUUGGGGCCGAAAUUAUCGGUACCUUUGUGCUUGUUUACACUGUUUUCUCAGCCACUGAUGCCAAACGCAGUGCCAGGGACUCUCAUGUUCCGUGGAUAUUCUGGGUUGGACCAUUCAUUGGGGCAGGACUUGCAGCUCUGUACCACGUUGUGAUAAUCAGAGCUAUUCCAUUCAAGUCCAAGUGA